AUCCAAGAAGAACUCACUUCCGGUAAAAUUGCAACAAGCACCUACAAUUUCGCAUCGGUUUUUUCUGUCAGUUCACAAAGCCUGGAUCAUCUGAUAAUUAACAAAUAUUUUAUUUUUUAUUUUAAGUGCUAAAGAUAGAAAAUGAGUGACUCUGAAAAUGAAGAGGAAUCAGUGGUAAAGAGGCACAAAAAAGAAAAGAAGGAAUUGCAGGCUAAAAUACAACAGUUGAAACAUAGUGUGUCAAAAGGAGAUAAAAAGAAGAAGAAAGAAAUUACAGAACAGAUAACAAAGUUGGAGAGUGAACUAAAUGACAAACAUGCAACACAGCUAAAAGAAUUAAAAGACAAAUCAACACAGGAGGUAACAGACAGACUUAGUUCUCUGGAAACAAAUGAUACCGAGGUUGACAAGAAAACUGGUGACGGUGAUGUAGAAACCCAAGAGGACUCAAAAGAAAAGAAAGUAUCGAAGGCUAUGAAAAGACGAGAGAAACAAGCGACAAAAAAUAAGGAGAGAGAGGAAAGAAUCAAAGAACAGGAACUGUUAAAUUUAACUGGUGCAAGACAUAUAGAAUUUGAAAGAAUCAAAUCAUUAUUAAAAACUAAAAAUUUGCAAAUAUUUGAGAUACCAUCUGAUGGAAAUUGUUUAUAUACUGCUAUUAGUCACCAAGUUCCAAAUGAAACUUAUGAAACUCUUAGAAGGAAGACAGCACAGUAUAUGAGAGAGAAUCCAGAUGAAUUCCUACCAUUUCUUACCAAGGAAAAUGGUGAUUCUUACAAUGAAGACGACUUUGAAACAUUUCUACAGAAAACUGCUGAGACAGCAGAAUGGGGAGGUCAGUUAGAGGUCAAGGCUAUGUCAAGUGCAUUACACCAUCCUAUAGAAAUAAUUCAAGGUGAAGGCCCACAAAUCAAAAUAGGAGAAGAAUUUGGUGCAGAAUCAUUAACAGUUUGCUAUCAUAGACAUGCAUUUGGACUAGGUGAACAUUAUAAUUCAGUUGAAACUUAUGUACCUGAAGAAGAAGCAUUUUCAUGAUAAUAAUUGUAAUUAUAGGUAUUCUUACUAUUCAGAACAACCAGAAGGCAAUUGCAAUAAGUAAUGAAUUUUAGUCUUAAACUGUCAUUUUGAUCUUAACAUCAUCUGAAAAGUCUGAAACUAAAAAUUGUUAAGUAUUGUUGAGCAAUAUUUUUCAGAUAUUUUCUUGUUGUGAAUUCAGUCCCUUUUAAGAAAAUUCAGUGUGUUGUUUCUUUGUUCAGGUAAGUACCGGCUACUGAAUGUAGACUGAAAAGAUCUUACUGUAAGCAAAUUGUAUUUGAUUUUCUGCAGUGGAUAAGUCUGAAAAUAAAUUUACUGAAAGACUGAAUAUGCCUUAAAAACAUAUUGUUCAAUAUUUUAAGAGCUGUUUAGUUCAAAAUGACUGUUUCAGUUCAAAAUGUGUUUACUAGACAUAGAAAUUACCAGUAUGAUGCAUAUCCUUUCUACAUUAUGCAUGAAUGAGUUCAAAUGUAUAUCUACUCAAUUAAGAUAGAUAGGGGUCAAAAUUAAAAUCCAUGGAAUUUUUUAAUAAUUUCAUUUGCCAAAAUGUAAAUUUAUCAUGGCUUUCUCAAUAUAUUAUAAAAAGUAUUGGUCACAGGGCUUUUUUUCAAGCUACAGGUUGUGCUAAAUUGUCAGAUUUUAAACACAAUUUUGUGUGAUAAAAAGAAAACUACACCAUAGAAUUUUAAGAUAAGAUAUGAGAAGAUAGCUCUUAUUUAGGUGUAAUACCACCAAAUCUUAGUAUGUCACUUCCAGUUUCAUAAGAAGAAGGGUAGAAAAAAAUAUUCAAUUGAUUUUGACAGUUGUAGGAAAUUAACCCUGCAUUUCAUUGCAGAAAAAAUUUUCUGAGUCGUAAACAUACAUCUUCGGUGUUUCAAAGCACCAUUCUUUUUUUAUUUGUUGUUUCUAUAAAAUAUUUUGGAAACUUCAUGUGACAUGGUUACUAAAGCUUGUUAAUAGGAAAAAUAGGGGUGAAAAGUUUAUUGGUUUACUUCCGGUGAUGGUUAUUAUCUUAUAUACAAUGAAAUGUUAUGUGAAAUUUUCACUGUAGUACUGGACAGGAUAAAACUUUCCUCAUGCCAAGUAUUUCUUUAUUUGAAACAAAGGUAAAUUCUGCACAAUUUUUGAAAAGUGCCAAUUUAACAAAGACUAAUAGGGGGAAAUCAAUGGUGGUAUUACUCCUAUAAUGGGCUUUCAAAAUGUAAACAUGCACAAAACAUUUAAAAUUUUGUAUUUGUAUGGUAGAGCUGAAAAGGUUAAAUGGAUGGGUUAAAUCUUCUAGCAGUAUUAUUGUGAUUUUUUUGUGUGCAUGUUUGAACAUUAGAAUGUAUUGUAUUUUUUACAAUUUUUAUACUGAAUUCAUUUACAUGUAUAGUUGAUAUGAUGAUAUCUCUUUAUUGUUGAAUUAGUAUUUUUAAAAUUUAGAUACAAUUUAAAGCAAAAAGUUACAAAAUGAUAAACAGGAUAUUAAUAUGGUUAUUUUUAUGAAGAUAGUUGUAAUAUAUGUACCUGGUAUGCAUUUGUACAGGUAGACUGUGAUAUGUCAAAGGGACCUAACAUUACUAUUUGACUGAUCAGAAGUUUCGAGUUCCUUGAUGUUUCACCUUUCAAAAUUGGACAGUGUAUUGUCAAUCUGACAUGUUAGAGUUGAAGAUGUAUUUUAUAUUACAAUCCAUCUGUAUCAAUAGCUUUAUAAAAUAAAUUUAUUUCAUUAA
Mytilus californianus (California mussel) is the source of this 2750-nucleotide messenger RNA. Its product is annotated as deubiquitinase OTUD6B-like. The record is from RefSeq and is a predicted model, not a curated record. Gene Ontology annotation, biological process: protein deubiquitination. The coding region runs from base 142 to 1035 and encodes 297 amino acids. The transcript has 4 exons. Gene Ontology annotation, molecular function: cysteine-type deubiquitinase activity. Lineage: Eukaryota; Metazoa; Mollusca; Bivalvia; Mytilida; Mytilidae.